AUGUACAAAUUCACUUAAUAUCUUCGCAACACAAAGUCGAUUCAUUCGGCAAGAAACUUUUCAACUAUCACUCUUCCUAAGAACUCUAAUCAGGCAAGAGGCUUAGGUGAAUAUGCCAUUGAAUUUAUGAAGCAAUAAAACAAAAAGAUAGAUGAUGAGGUCUAUUAGAGAGUGCAGUUAUUUCACACUGAUUCAGUUUUAUGUGGAAUUUCAGCAAUCGCAAUGAGAACCAACUCGCCUAAUAUACUUAGAGAUGAAGCAAUAAAUCUGUACUCAGUGAAUCCUGAUAAGAAAACUAAAGACUCACAACAUUUCCUAUCUAAAUGCUUUGGUUCUAAAUUGUGGGUGCAUGCUGAGAAAGCUAUUGUCGCGAAUGUUUCAGCAGUAAGAGAGUGGGACUCUAAUGGAACUGUUUUUGGCUACGAUAAAAAUCUAGAAGGUCACAAUGCAGGAGAAUUUGGACAUAACGAUUACUAUCCAGUGGUCAUUGCUGCUUGCCACAACAAUCCUGCUUAUUCAGGAAUGGAUGCUCUUAAGGGAAUGAUUUUGCUAGAUGAAAUCAGAGGCAGACUGUGCGAAGUAUUCUCAUUGAAAAAUCACAAAAUAGAUCAUGUAUUACACGGAGCUAUUGCAUCAGCAGUGACUUAUGGUGCUAUGAUAGGUGCCUCAGUAGAUCAAAUAGAAUCAGCAGUAGGUAUGGUGGUAUCUCACUACACUCCUUGGAGAGCAAUUAGAGCUGGCAAAUAAUUAAGUGAUAGUAAAGGGGCUAGUGCUGCUUUGUCCACAGAGGUUGCCAUUAUGUCAGUUCACAGGGCAAUGAGAGGUUUCCUUGGCCCAAAAGAUAUAUUUAGAAAUCCAGAAUCGUUGUUCAGGUAAUUUGAACCAACUGAAUCGAACGAGUUCUCUCCAUUUGAAUUAGUAUUAGGAACUAAAGGCUCUGAUUUUUCAGUGAUGGGGAUGCAUUUCAAACUAGGUUUAUAUGAGCAUCAAAGUGCUGGGGCUAUAUAAGCAGUUUUAGAUUUGCUUAAGCAAGAUGCGUAAUCAAUCUUCUAAGACAGAAGUCAUGAGGGCAUUGAAAAAAUACAGAUCACUGCAUAUGAGCCAGCUUUUAGCAUUAUAGGUGAUCAAGCUAAAAGAAACCCAAAGACUAGACAAUCAGCUGAUCACUCUAUGGUUUAUAUUGUGGCAAGUGUGCUUCGUAAAGCUCUGAAUAAAUUCGACAAAGUACUAGAAGUUUAAAAUAGUUAAGAUGACCUAUGGAAGACACUGAUGCUAAAACCAAUGGACUAUGGUUACACUGCAUUAUAGAAUGAAGUAACAAGAGCCAUCAUGAAUAAGAUAGAAUUUGUGCAUGGAGGACCUGAGUAUGACUAGAACUAUCCAGAUGGCAUUCCAACCUCAGUUUAAAUUACUUGCAAAAACGGAAAAGUCCUGGACUCAGGUAUGGUUCUUUACCCAGGUGGCCAUGCAAGAAAUACUAAUAUAGCCUUACACGAGGUACUCUAGCAUAAAUUUAAAAACAUGGGAGUAAUGGCCCUUAAUAAAAACGACCUCAUUAGAUUUAAAGUGCAGUUAGAAAACAUUGGAGAAAUGACUGAGGAAGAUCUACAAGAUAUUUAUGACUGCAAUAUUAAAUUCAGUGAGGACCCGAUCGACUCUGCCCCUCAUGAUCCUAAAAAUAGUAAUGAAAUAGACAAAGAGGAAUUAGCGGCAGCUGAUGCAUCUGAUAAAUAAUCUGGAGAAGCCAAGCAGUGA
This is a messenger RNA of Stylonychia lemnae, 1755 nucleotides long. NCBI's taxonomy places the organism in Eukaryota, Ciliophora, Spirotrichea, Sporadotrichida, Oxytrichidae. The record is from the annotation of a GenBank genome assembly.